AUGGAGAAACAACGCAGUUCUAGGGUUUCCAAUCAUCGGCAGCCCCUAGGUGACGCGACUUCGAGAGUAAACAACUCUGGCACAGACAAGGGCACUGGUCCUCGGCAGCAGGCACAGGGCCAAACUGACCCAAUGCUGAAGAGCAAGCAAGCGCCGAGGGGCCAUUCGACUCCCCUGCCUGUAGCACGACCUGCCCAAUCUGAGAUUCCGGAACCUUCUAUGGUUGAACCUGGCCAUGCCGACAAGCGACAUUCGGCCAUGACCCAGGAUUCCUACACCACCGUCGAGGGAAAACGGGCAUCUAAGGUCUCCAAUGCUUCGUCUGCAGCUUCGAGUGUCCGGCCACGGAAGACACAUAUCGGACCUUGGCAACUCGGAAAGACACUGGGCAAGGGCUCUUCAGCCCGCGUUCGCGCUGCCCGGCAUCGAGUUACUCACCAGUUCGCUGCCGUCAAGAUUGUUGCCAAGAGCACGGCACAUCUCACCCAAGCCGGGAGCUUGGCACAGCUGGACAAGAUCGAGAGCAGCCAGCCAGUCGCUGCAGAUGGAGUGCGACGCAUGCCUCUGGCAAUCGAGCGGGAGGUGGCUGUCCUGAAACUCAUCGAGCAUCCAAAUAUCGUGAAGCUGUACGACAUCUGGGAGAACCGAGAGGAAAUCUACCUAGUGCUCGAAUAUGUCGAGAAGGGAGACCUUUUCGAGUUCAUCAAUUGGCAAGGCCGUCUGAGGGAGGAAGAGGCCAUCUACUACUUUCGGCAAAUUAUGAGUGCCAUUCAGUACUGUCACUCUCUCAACAUCUGCCAUCGCGACCUGAAGCCCGAGAAUAUUCUCCUGUGUGCUGAUGGACAGGUCAAGGUCGCCGACUUCGGCAUGGCUGCUCUACACCAGAGCCCGUCGCAUCAUCUCCACACUGCCUGUGGGAGCCCGCACUAUGCUGCCCCAGAACUCCUGAAGCAGCUGCCGUACAAGGGAGAGAGUACAGACCUCUGGAGCAUGGGUGUCAUCCUCUUUGCCCUGCUUGCUGGUCGCCUCCCCUUUGACGAGCCACGCCUCCAAGAUAUGCUCGCCAAAGCCAAAGAUGCUGACUAUGAAAUGCCCGACUUCCUGAGUCUGGAGGCCCAGGAUCUCAUCGACCGGAUCCUCCAGGUAGAGCCGCAUCACCGUAUCUCCAUGGCUCAGAUGUGGAGGCAUGCUCUGAUCAGGAAGUACGAUUAUCUCGAUGACCUCAACAAAAAUGGCGGGCAGCCCCCGGACAUUCGACGCGAUGCACAUCUCACCGCUCUGGGCGAGGCAGAAAUCGACCCCCAGAUCUUGAGACAGCUAAGAUCCGUUUGGCAUGCCUUCACAGAGGAACAGCUGAAGGCCAAACUUCUCAGCCAUAGGCCCAAUGACGAGAAGCUGUUCUACCGGCUCCUGCACGAGUACAGGGAAGCUCAGAUGGAGAACUAUAAUAAUACCACCAGCACCAACAUGGUCCACUCCAAGAGCGACUUCCAUCAUCUCAAACCCCCCAACUUGGGGAAGCGGAUCUCAACCUGCCAGUUCACGCAAGCCGGCAGAAAGGGACACGUGAGAAACGUGUCGCGCUUCACGGUCAUCUCGAAUGUUGCUGAAACCGAAUCCGGCACCGUCCAGAGCUACGAUCCUUAUAAUGCCUCUCGAGUCUUGCACCCCUGCAAUUCGCAGGCUAGCCAUGCUAAGAUCACCAUCCACCGGAACAGCCCCGAGCCCGGCGCUCAAGCGGAACCCAGUGUGGUGUCGCACUCGUACCGCUCGUACAAGACAGCAGUCGCCGGGUCUCCGCAGCCGAGAAAGGCGAUGAACUCGCAGCAGUCAGGAACGGCAAACCAGCUAUACUCGCCCCCCGGGACCAUGAGCUCUCUCCAGAGCAGCCGUGUGGGCGCAGGUACCCCUCGUGUCCGCCCAACUUCUCGUCACAAACGGGGCGUCGACUUCUCGGCGGUGAGAAAGCGCCCCAAUGAGGCCCGUCGUCGAAGCAGCGACCGCAGUCGGAAGGCUCCGGCAAGCAUCGCCGGUGAUAAUACAACCUAUGGCCGAGACAAUCUCUCCCCGUCAAGCCCGCAGAAGAAGAAGCCCGAACCGCUCAAUGUCACGACUUCUAAGACCAUGGCUGAAGUGAUGAAGCCUAGAGAUGACAGUGUCAUCUGGAACGAAGAGCUAAAACAGCUGGGCCACAAAAUCGCCGAGCAUUGCGACGAGGCGUUCCGGAGCUCCCUCCUGAGUUCCGCUUCGGGUGAAGAAUUCGACGGCCGGCGCGAGGCGACUCCACUCUCCUUUACGUUGGAGUCCUCGCCUGCUAUGCAGAGUCCCAGAACUCCUCCUACCACCGUCAGCCCUCCUCCGCGGCAUAGUUCUCGCCAUUGGGAAUCCCGUCCUCUGCCGCCGAUCCCGCGGGAAGCCGCGCCCACCCCGGAACCAAAGGCGUUCAGGAACUUCUUCAACGGAAAGCACAGCAGAGCAUAUGCAGGUGCCGAGGGUGCCAACUCCCAGCAGGCGCCAGACCGCCGGGUUGUUUCCGCGCCGGUCCAUUCUCGGCACGGCGGAGGCGUGAGCCAGCUUCCUUCGAUUUACGAGAACACGCCAGAUGGUCGCAAGCCGAAUGAUAGCAGCAAGGGCCGAAUCGUCUCUGCACCGGCAGAUUCGCCCGCUGGUAUGCCCAACCCGCACGAUAAUCGGGGUCUGGACUACCUGGCGAGGGUUGAGACCAGCAUCCGGGUGGUGAACUCCCCGACAGAUGUGAAGACGUACGGCACAUACGACCCUGUCCAGGCACCGCAGCCACUCAACGUCCGGAAGAAGUACUCUAGAGGUGUCUCGGAGCCGCAAGACUCGAGUGGAAGGUGCUCUAGGUUGGAGAUGCGCGAGCCCUCUAGCCUUGACCGAUACCAAGAAAGCAAUGUGGGUGAUGGUGGGAGUCGUACGCCUUCUCAGGGUAGCGAAGCCCUGGGUGGAUCGAAGAAGAAGCGGCCUACUUCGUGGUUCAAGCGAUCCUCCAAGGAGAGCGUAAACGAACCCAGCAGCUCUGCGGGAGAGAAGACUUCCCGGUUCAAGGAAGGCAGCUUCUUUACCAAUGCCAACCACGCCAACCGGUCCAGCUCACAAACCACCAGCGAGACUCUAGUUCCCCCGUCGAGCAAGAAGAAGGGCUUUAGCCUGUCGUCAUUCUGGAAGACCAAUAAGCCCGAGCCCACGAUGUCACUGGCAGGUCCUGCCCUGCCGGACACACCAAGCCCAGAGUCCAGGCUCCGGGUCAAGGCCCAGGCGUCUCGAACUGCGGCCACUCACGGAACGAUUGCGAAUCCGUUUGACGAUGUUGACACCAGCGGCAGAAAGAUCGAGGUCCAUCAGAGCUGGCUGGCCCGCUUCUUCCGAGUGAAGCCUGCCACCAGACACCUGUGCUUCACGAUUCCCCGCCGUCGUGCCCGGCAAGAGAUUGCGAUCUUACUGAGAGGGUGGCGGAAAUACGGCAUGAGAAAUAUCGCUGUCGACAAGGCCCGGGACAUUGUGUUUGGCCGCAUUGGGCCCAAAAACUACCUUAAUAUCAAGGAGGUGGCCUUUGCUGCCGAGAUCAUGACUGUCAUUGAGCACGGCAAGCGAAAUCACCUGAGCAUUGUCCGCUUCACCCAGGAGAAGGGAGCUGCCAGCAGCUUCCACAAGGUUGUCGACACCAUGAACACGGUGUUCGGCAGCCGCAAUCUCCUCGUGACUGACGAGCGGAAGGCUAAGAUGAUGAUCAAGACCCUUAACUCUUGA
Molecule: messenger RNA, 3771 nt
Organism: Phialemonium atrogriseum
Lineage: Eukaryota; Fungi; Ascomycota; Sordariomycetes; Cephalothecales; Cephalothecaceae
Exons: 5
Coding region: 1-3771 (1256 amino acids)
Biological process (GO): protein phosphorylation; intracellular signal transduction
Cellular component (GO): cytoplasm
Molecular function (GO): ATP binding; protein serine/threonine kinase activity
Source: RefSeq, a predicted model, not a curated record